This is a messenger RNA of Lineus longissimus, 3516 nucleotides long. RefSeq lists its product as uncharacterized. The transcript is spliced from 2 exons. The record is from RefSeq and is a predicted model, not a curated record. NCBI's taxonomy places the organism in Eukaryota, Metazoa, Nemertea, Pilidiophora, Heteronemertea, Lineidae. Bases 1 to 3516 code for a protein of 1171 amino acids.
AUGUACGAAGCUCAAGCUGAAAAUGCAGUUCCUGCCAAUCCUGCCCCUCCGAUCAUACAGAGUUCAGUUCCACUUUCCCACAAGCUAGAUGUCAAGGGAAACCUUUCCCAGAAUUGGAAACGUUGGAAACAAGUAUGGAACUCUUAUGAGAUCGUCACAAAUCUUAGAGUGCAAAGUGAUGAAUACAGAACUGCGACAUUCGUCACUUGUGUCGGCCCAGAGGCCCUAGAGAUUUAUAAUUCCCUACCAUUCGAGGAAGAGGAGGACAAACAGGAUAUAACUAAAAUCAUUGAUUUAAUGGAAAAUCAUUGUCUCGGUUUAACAAACACGAUCUAUGAACGGUACAUAUUCAACAACCGUGACCAAAAGUCUGGUGAAACGACAGAUGAAUAUUGUACACAACUAAAGUCUCUCGCGCAAACUUGUGAAUUUCAAAAUCUCAAGGAUGAACUGAUCCGAGACAGAAUUUUCUGUGGCAUCUCGGAUGAUGGUGUCCGCAAGAAGCUCCUACAACAGAGCAAGCUGACAUUAAAGUUAAGCAUUGACAUUUGCCGUGCAGCUGAGACCACUACCGCUCAAGUCAAGGCGAUGAAAUCUAGUGCAAGUGACUCUGUGCUUAAAUUCUCAAGCAGGAAAUCCUCUAAAGGUUCUUCAAGAGGUCAACAUAAUCGUGGAAGAGGUGGAAGCUCCAAACAUGACUCUAAAACUCAAAUGACUCUGAAAUUUGACUGUAGAUAUUGUGGCUAUAAACAUGAUAAAGACAGGAACAAGUGUCCUGCACUUAACGAAACAUGUAACCUUUGCAAUCGCGUUGGGCAUUUCAGCCGCAAAUGCCACUCUAGAAGCGCAAAAGAAAAGUCGCGAAACAAGCAUGUCCAUGCCCUCGAUGAUGAAACUACCGACGAAACUGAAACUGACACGGGUGAGGACAUCCUAUCUAUCAAUAACUCAAACAAGGGUUACAAGCGCAAAAUAUUCGCGAACAUGUGUCUCGGUGAGAAGGGCGAGUGCAUCACUAAAUUUCAAGUUGACUGUGGUGCCACUUGCAAUGUAAUUAGUGAACUAGAUCUGCCGCUUGGAACUAAAAUUAGCCCCACCGAUACGCAACUUACUACUUACAGCUCAGAUAAAAUUGUGCCGAUAGGCAAGUCGGUUCUCAAACUCACUAAUCCGAAAACUCUAAAGAAGCAUCGCACUGAAUUCGUGGUUGUUGGUAGAAAAGCUCAACCAAUCAUAGGUGCUCGCACAGCACAGCGCAUGAAGUUAAUAGAGGUACGUCAUGACAACAUCGCUGCGAUAGACUCUAGCCAUGGCCUCACAAAGGAGGAUCUGCGCAAGCGUUUCCCGGAAGUAUUCGACGGAGGCAUUGGUCGCUUUAAAGGGGAACCGCAGCGUCUCGAAAUUGACGAAACUGUUCCGCCUGUCAAACAGUAUGUGCGCAAAGUACCAAUAGCACUCAAAAAACCGCUCCAGAAGGAACUAGACAAACUUGAAAGCCUCAACAUCAUCAAAAAGGUGGACUCUCCCACAGAUUGGGUCUCCAGUCUAGUUGCCGUCAAGAAACCAAAUGGAACCUUAAGAAUCUGCAUUGACCCCAAACCACUAAACUGUGCACUAAAACGGAGCCACUAUCCAUUACCUGUGGUGGACGACUUACUGCCCAAGCUCGCCAAUGUUAAGGUAUAUUCCGUCUUGGACGUCAAAAAUGAGUACUGGCACGUAGAACUUGACGACCCAUCCUCGCUUCUAACUACAUUUGGGACCCCCUUUGGGCGCUUUAGGUGGUUGCGACUCCCAUUCGGAGUGAAACCCGCGUCUGAGCUCUUUCAGCGCCACCUCGACCAGGUCAUAAAUGGCGCAAAAGGUGUUGAACUGAUAGCUGAUGACAUGCUCAUAACUGGAGAGGGAGACACUAUAGAAGAUGCUAUCAAGAAUCACGAUCAAAACAUCAUUUCUCUACUCGAACGCUGCAGAGAGAACAACACAAAACUUAACUGGGACAAGCUCAAGUUCAAACUUUCAGAAGUUGAUUUUAGUGGACACUUGUUCACGACGAACGGACUCAAAGCUGACCCUAAGAAGGUCGAAGCCAUCGCUAACAUGCCAAAACCCACAGAUGUUGCUGGAGUACAGCGUCUCAUUGGCAUGAUAAACUACCUCUCCCAAUUUCUCAAAGGCUUAUCAGACGCCUGUGAACCGCUCCGAGAACUAACCAAGAAAGAUGCCGAACGGUUAUGGACUGCAAACCACGACGCUGCCUUCGAAAAGAUAAAACACUUGGCAACAACAGCUCCAGUGCUCAGAUACUUUGAUGUCCAUGAAGACACCACCAUACAAUGUGAUGCGUCCGACACUGGCUUGGGUGCAGCCAUAAUGCAAAAGGAACAACCUGUUCCCUACGCUAGCCGGGCUCUCACGUCGGCCGAGCGCAAUUACGCUCAUAUUGAAAAGGAGUUACUGACCAUUGUUUAUGCGACAAAGAAGUUCCAUCAAUACACGUAUGGCCGAAAGGUGAUAGUUGAAUCAGACCAUCGUUCAUUAGAAUCCAUCCAGAGAAAACCCCUUUUGUCAGCGCCAAAGCGAUUACAACGAAUGCUGCUCAGCCUUCAAGCGUACGACAUCGAAAUCAAGUACAAGAAAGGAAACGAAAUGUUUCUAGCAGACACACUAAGCAGAGCCUAUCUCCAGAGUGAAGACCACCAUGACACCCGUCAGAAUGUUGUUCUACAGUUCCAAUCAAUUCGAAUGACAGACUACACACCAAUCUCAAGUACAACCCUCAGAGAAAUUCAACCUGCCACACAGGAUGAUGAAGAUCUCCAGGAACUCAAGUCUGUCAUCCUGCAAGGGUGGCCAAUCAACAAACGAGACGUGUCAACUGCGUGCACGCCCUACUUCAACAUCAGAGAUGAGUUGUCUGUGGAGAACAACAUAAUAUUUCGAGGACAACAGCAAUGCCUAGUUCCAAGAUCUAUGCGACGUAAAAUCCUACAACGCCUGCAUCAAUCACAUGAUGGCAUAGAAGCCUGCCGAAGAAGAGCAAGAGACUGUGUAUACUGGCCUGGCAUCAAUGCUGAGAUAGCCGCUUUGAUCGAACAAUGUGAUACUUGCCAGACCUUCAUGAGAAAGCAACAAAAGGAAACACUACAACCACACCUGAUACCUGACCUGCCUUGGACAAAAGUUGGUUCAGAUCUGUUUUCCAUCAAUCAGGAGGACUACCUUAUUCGAAAUACCCCAACAGAAGGCAUGCAAAGUUCUCCAGCACAGCGCCUGUUUAGUCGUCGUACAAGGACCCAGCUACCCAUAACAAACAUUCAGUUAAAGCCAAAGACUCUGGAAGACGUCAACAGCAAAAAAAAGAAGAAAAUCGCAAAGCAAGUCCGAAUCUAUGAUGCAAAAGCAAAGGACCUCCCAGAAUUGAAAAUUGGUAACAACGUCCGCGUACGAUCCAUCCGACCAUAUCAAAAGGAAUGGCAGAAAGGACAAAUAGACAAGCGCAAUGAUAUCGUAUGA